AUGUCUGUGUUGACCGAAACUACCAAUGGCCACGGUGGUGCAGUUGUCAGAAGCAACGGGAAGAUAAUGAGUCAAAGUGGAAUCAAUUUGACUGACAACAAAGCUGUCCUGGUCCCAGACAAAAUGUUCAGCAACGAUUUCGCGUAUUUCCAGAUGAAUGGUGUGACCAUUGGAAAUCACGAGUAUGCAGUUACCAAUUCCGACAAAGACGAAGGUGUAGUAACAGCAAUGAAAGGCAACAGUGGAGUUAAAGGAAAGAAUACUAUAAUCUUUGGUUACUAUAACAAUACUGCAAAGCCAGUUACUGCUGGUCAAAACCACAUUGCCACUAUGUACUGA
This is a messenger RNA of Entamoeba invadens IP1, 339 nucleotides long. RefSeq lists its product as hypothetical. The record is from RefSeq and is a predicted model, not a curated record. Lineage: Eukaryota; Evosea; Mastigamoebida; Endamoebidae. The transcript has a single exon. Gene Ontology annotation, molecular function: actin binding. Bases 1 to 339 code for a protein of 112 amino acids.